CGGGUCCUGGCCAGACGACCUCAUCUCCCUGCUCCUUUCGACCAACCGUCACGCUUCCAUUUCCAACAACAACCAACCUCACUCCUACAACCUACUCUCUCUAUCCUUCUCUCCGCAGCACAAACAGCAACAAUGGCCGCCCCCUCCCCCUCCGAAUUCCUCACCUUCUACCGCCGCCUAGCCACGCACCCGACUCUGCGCCGGGGCUUCGCGUCGCCCGCCACGACGACCACGACGACCACGACGAGGCGCGCCUUCAGCGCCGCACCUGCGCGCCUCGGCUUCGGCAAGCCCAGCACCGACUCCAGCGUCAAGACGGACCAGUACCCAGACGACAAGCACACGACGAACAAGAGCGACGAGCUGGACGUGCAGAACCAGAGCAGUUCGGCCGGCAAGGCCUCCCACGCCAGCGGCACCGGCGGCGGCGCCACCAGCCGCAGAGACGAGCGCGGCAGCACCGCCAAGGCCAAGAAGGAGCACCCCGAGGCGCCCGACGUCGUGAUCGGGAUGCAGGACGAGCGCGGCGGCAAGGGGAACUAGACGCAGCCAGUGUUUCGGUGGGGUGCUUCUUCUCAAGUUGUAUUAUUCUUAUUAUUAUCAGCAUCGGCAUGGAGGCCCUGCAUGGGGUUCGUGCUGUGGCGCUUGUAAAUAUCAGUGGCGUUUAGCUCAAUCUGAAUGAUGUUCGGAUCGUCGCAU
Molecule: messenger RNA, 699 nt
Organism: Aplosporella prunicola CBS 121167
Lineage: Eukaryota; Fungi; Ascomycota; Dothideomycetes; Botryosphaeriales; Aplosporellaceae
Exons: 2
Coding region: 133-543 (136 amino acids)
Source: RefSeq, a predicted model, not a curated record